AUGGAAUUCACCAAGGUUGCCCUCUUAGCCUCUAACCUGGCUUCUAAGAUACUGUCUGCAGGGAGCCUGGCCAAAGUGGGUGGGGCGGCCUCCAGCAGCAUCUUGGCAGGACUUCCUUCCCUGGGGCUCACUCUGCCAUCCAGUGCUGCCCUGGCGGGGGCCACGUCUACCCUGGGAUCUUUGGUGGGGACACUAAAAGGCUCCUUCCUGCUCGGAUCCUCUGCUGUGACCCUGAGCACUUUGCCAGUAGGAGCCAAGGCUGCUGUAGCUGUGGUGGGCGGAGCUUCCACCGUGGCGGCUGUGCCCGUGGUGCUGGGCGCGUUGGGCUUCACCAGUGCAGGAAUCACCGCCUCCUCCCUAGCGGCCAAGAUGAUGUCAAUAUCUGCCAUUGCUAACGGGGGCGGAGUGGCCGCUGGCAGCCUGGUGGCCACCCUCCAGUCUGUGGGAGCAAGUGGACUCUGCAUGUCAUCCAAACUCCUGCUGGGCUUCGCUGGGUCCACCCUCGUGUCCAAACUGGUGGGCCUGUAA
Rangifer tarandus platyrhynchus (Svalbard reindeer) is the source of this 528-nucleotide messenger RNA. The record is from the annotation of a GenBank genome assembly. NCBI's taxonomy places the organism in Eukaryota, Metazoa, Chordata, Mammalia, Artiodactyla, Cervidae.